Eupeodes corollae is the source of this 3270-nucleotide messenger RNA. It is a transcript of the gene Dp, whose product is annotated as transcription factor Dp. Gene Ontology annotation, molecular function: DNA-binding transcription factor activity, RNA polymerase II-specific; RNA polymerase II transcription regulatory region sequence-specific DNA binding. Gene Ontology annotation, cellular component: nucleus; transcription regulator complex. The record is from RefSeq and is a predicted model, not a curated record. Gene Ontology annotation, biological process: regulation of cell cycle; regulation of transcription by RNA polymerase II. Bases 615 to 1901 code for a protein of 428 amino acids. Lineage: Eukaryota; Metazoa; Arthropoda; Insecta; Diptera; Syrphidae. The transcript has 10 exons.
AUGUGAUGCGUGUUUUCGUCGUUUGGCGCGCGCUUCGACAUUCGCCUACAAAAUCGAAUCAGCUGCUUGCACCAAAAGUUACUGCUUUUGCAUUAAAAUUACAAAAUUUCACACCCAAAUAACUUGGCCAUUUCCUAAGCUAUUUCCAUAAAUUUUAUCUCAAUGGAAUCUUGAAUUUUUCCUCAAUAUUUUCAUAAAAUUUUGACAAAAAUUUGAUUCCGUCUAGUGUGCGAAAUUCGUGUGUUAAAAAUUGAAUGUUCACAAUUUUUAUUCCUCGCCAUUUUGACUUAAACGCGCUGUGUGGUGGGCUCUUGUCGUCUUUUUUUUUGGUUUUUCUCUUUAAUUUUGAUUUUUUCACUUUUUGUAAAUUUUAAUUUUUGCCCCCUUUAUGAAUGAUUUGUAUUAAAUUUCAAGAUCAUUGCUUGGGUCCACAUUUCCAAGAUUGAAUUAGACAGAAAUUAAUCAAGUGGACUGAAGAGUUUUUUGAGACUUCGUCGGCGACGGCGGUGGCGGUAAGGUGUUUUUUUUUUAUUCAUCUACGCUUUCGAAAAGCCUUCUCUGCUCUAAAGAAAUUCGGGCGGCACAAAUUAAAACCGAGAGUUGGGAAAAUUGUUAUGGCACAUUCGGGGGCAGAUGAAGUAAAUUAUUUUGUCCAAGACGAACAUGGAAAAUUUCUGAAGAUCCUCAAGAAUGUGGAAAUUAAACAGGAGCAUGAUUCUAUGAGUUCCAGCAGUGCUGUGUACUCGAAUCUGGGUUCCAGCAUGGGAGGAGGCUACACCCAGCUGGACGGGUCGAAUCAGUCACAUUUUGUUAAAAUGCAUCACAACAACUACACACAACCUGCGGAUAAUGAAUUGACAUAUACGGUGAUAACAGCACAAGGGACUUCCGACCGGCAAACACCAACAAUUAAAUAUGAGACAAAUUCUAUAAUAAAAUAUGAGGCCCCACAUACGCAAACUGUCAUUAAAACCGAAAGGAAGGCUCCAAAAUACAUUGUUAAUAGUAGUCAACCCACACAUUAUAAAUCAAAAGCUCACACGAGCGCACAGUCAGUACAAAGAAAACGAAAACCAGAAAAAACUGGUAAAGGUUUAAAGCAUUUCUCAAUGAAGGUUUGUGAAAAGGUCAAAGAGAAAGGUACUACAACUUAUAAUGAAGUUGCCGACGAACUUGUGGCCGAAGAGGUUCAAAAUCAAACCAACGAAUCGACAAACUGUGAUCAGAAAAACAUCCGUCGUCGGGUGUACGAUGCCUUAAAUGUACUGAUGGCAAUGGAUAUUAUUGCGAAAGAUAAAAAAGAAAUACGUUGGAUUGGUUUGCCUAAAAAUUCCGUUGAGCAAUAUUCAGCGUUGGAGCAGGAAAACGCAAAAAGGAGAGAACGAAUCGAAGCCAAACAGCAACAACUUCGUGAGUUGUUACUGCAACAGGUUUCAUUUAAAAGUCUUAUGGAACGCAAUAAAGAGGCUGAACGGCAAGGUAUCAUUCCAACACCGAAUUCCUCAAUUCAAUUGCCUUUCAUUAUUGUAAACACGCACAAAUCUACGAAAAUCAAUUGCAGCGUUACAAAUGACAAAUCUGAGUACAUAUUUAAAUUUAAUGAUAAAUUUGAAAUGCAUGAUGACGCAGAGGUUUUAAAGCAAAUGGGUUUGCUUUUAGGUCUGGACAAAGGUACAUGUACGUACGAAGAUAUUGAAAAGGCUAAAACGUUAGUUCCCCCCAAUUUUGGAAAAUAUAUAGAAGCUUACGGUCGAGGUGAACCUAUUGAUUGCGAUUCCGACGACGAAAUGCAAUAUAUCGAACAAGAAUAUAUUACCAGCGAUUCUAUUGGUCUAUCAAGAACCAGAGAACAAUCGGCAGAUCUCGACGAUGACGAUCUCAUAGAGAGCGACGUUGACUGAACGAGCUAUAGUGCACAUUACUAGGGUGCAUUGGGUUGUUGGAUGCGAGAUUAAGGAUCGAACAACGAUCGAAUAAAAGUGAGAGAAGACGAUGACAAACUAUCCUCAGUGUUUGCAAACAUUGAUGUAAUAUGCGUUCAAUUAAACAGUUAAACAAAAAAAAGAAUAAUAAAUGUGGAGACAACGCAAAUGUUUGCAAAUUUAUAUACAUUUAAAAUAGUAAAACAAAACAAAAUUAAAAUAAUAAUAAUCACAUUGUUAUUGUCAUUACAUCAACAAAAAAAAUCUUAAAUAUUUUCCUUAAAAAUUAAUUUGUUUUCAUCCUAUACCUAAUUGUUUUAAUCUUUAUAACUAUCAUUUUAUUUAAACUUCCUUCUUACUUUCUUUCCCAUCUUUAAACUAAAAAAAAAACUGUAUUCAAAACAUUUGAAGUUGUUAUAAAGUAGCUCUCAGCAUUUGAACAAUAUUGUUUAAUAUUCUAUUAUGUUUUGUUUCUUGAGAAAAAUAACAACUGAUUUUUUUAUAUAGUUCUCUAUUUUAUUUAAAUUGUUAAAUAUUGAACAAAAUUUAAAUUACGUACAUGCUUGUUGUGUAUUUGAAGAAUUAAAGAAUUUAUUUUGGAGUUGUGCAUUAUAUUUUUUUUAUUUAUUUAUUUUGAACAGCUGUUUGAUAGCAAAAGAAAAACAAUUUUUUUAAUCCGAUAUAUAUACAGAAAUAUAUACAAACAAUUUUAUAUAGAAUUUUUAUUUGUGUCCUUAAAGGCUAUUUUAUUUUAUUUCCAUAUUUAAGAAUUCGUUAAAAUAAUACAAAAUUUGAAUUUUUUUUCAGACCAUACAUAUAUAUUGUAGUUAUACAAAUUUUAUAUAAAUUUAAAAAAAGGUAAUAAAAUACAUAAGACAAUUUUUAUAUACAUUCGAUGUAUUCAAAGAAAAAUGUUUGUUUAUUAUAUACAAACAAAAAGUAUAUAUAUAUAGCUGACGAGUAUUUAUAAAACAUAGUUAGAACUAAUAUACUGUCCUUUACAGUUUAUAAUAUUGUAAACACUAUCGUUUUUAAUUUUUCUUUCUUGAGGAACACGUUUUUGUUUGUUAAUUUUAUUUGUUUCAGUUUUCAACUUGGUUAAAUUUUAAUAAUAAAACAACAACAAACAAAAUAAAAAAAACAAAUUUAAAUAUUACUGAAUAGAAACGAAAAUUAACUAAUAAUUAAUUAAUUAUAUAUAUAUAGAGAAGACAAAAUAAUAACACGAUAUAUAGUAUGUACAUAAAAAAGAAUAACAAACUAAAACAAAACAAAUAAUUGAAGGUAAUAAUUACGAAAAAACCUUUAGAUUGAUAUUUUAAUUAAUUAUUUUUAAGAUACCAAACAA